Messenger RNA from Ruditapes philippinarum (Manila clam), 2170 nucleotides. Its product is annotated as cytochrome P450 2B4-like. The coding region runs from base 53 to 1582 and encodes 509 amino acids. Gene Ontology annotation, molecular function: oxidoreductase activity, acting on paired donors, with incorporation or reduction of molecular oxygen, reduced flavin or flavoprotein as one donor, and incorporation of one atom of oxygen; iron ion binding; heme binding. The transcript has 8 exons. The record is from RefSeq and is a predicted model, not a curated record. Lineage: Eukaryota; Metazoa; Mollusca; Bivalvia; Venerida; Veneridae. Gene Ontology annotation, cellular component: cytoplasm; intracellular membrane-bounded organelle. Gene Ontology annotation, biological process: xenobiotic metabolic process.
UAUCAAGCCCAUUUAGAAAAUUACCGAACCCAGUCGAUAAAUAUAUCAUUUCAUGCAAGUGAGCUCGCAGUGUUUUCAUCCAAAAAUUAUGGAUUUAACAAUCGCGUUUGUUUUCAUUGUAGCUUUCCUUGUGUCAGCUGUUUUCCUCAGAAGACCAAAGAAUUUACCGCCUGGAUAUUCCGGAAUUCCUUACAUAGGAUCCGUGCAAAUGUUGCUAAAGUUUCGUGGUAAAAGACCUCAUAUUGUUCUGGAAGAAGAGUCCAAACGGCUAGGCAACAUAUUCCGGUGGUAUUUGGGCAAUCAACUUAUCGUUGUUUUAAGUGGGUAUGAUAUUAUUCACGAGGCUCUUGUAAAGAAAGCCGAUACAUUUAGCAACAGGAUACUAGAUCCAAGAGAUCCAGUUUUCUCAAACGAAGGAGGAGAAUCUGGAAUUUUGACAGGACAAUACGAUCAAUGUUGGAAGGUGUUACGACGCUUCACGCUUCAAGCUCUUAGAGAUUUUGGAGUAGGUAAAGCUUCAAUUGAAGAGAAGAUAGCUGUAGAAGUAGAGACAGCAACAGAAUAUCUGGAAGGCAGGAACGGAAAACCUACAUCAAUGAAUGAUUUAAUGCAGAAGGUGGUAGCAAACGUUAUAUUUGAAAUCAUCAUUUGUAAAAGGUAUGAAUAUGACGAUCCGGAAUUCCAUAAAAUUCAAGCACUGACUAACAUUGUUUUAAGCGGUGCAGGUGCCGUAAGCCCAUCUGCCUUUAUGCCAAAAUUUCUUGUCAAGUUGGUCAACCGGAAGGAUUUUGAUAUCACCGAGAGCCGGUGGCAAAGUGUCAAGAAAAUGCGCGAAUAUGUGUUCCAACAAAUAGAAGAACACGAGGCUACGUUUGACAGAGACAACAUCCGGGACUUUGUAGAUCUCUAUAUACAGACGAAGACUGAAGGGGACGAAAUCAUACGAAAGUUUGUAACAAAGGGAAACAUGUUCCGCGUUAUCUUUGAUCUAUUCUUAGCUGGAUUGGAAACUACGUCAACAACAUUAGAUUGGGCGUUUCUAUUUAUGACAGAAUUUCCGGAAGUCCAGAAAAAAUGUCAGGAUGAGAUUGAUAAGGUACUUGGUGACAAGAUCAUAGAAUAUUCCGAUCGUACCAAGCUCACAUAUGUAAAUGCCGUCAUUAUGGAAAUUCAGAGAUGUGCUCAUUUAGCUCCACUGAGCGCUCCACACGGAACCAGUGCAGACACGUCACUUGGAGGAUACAAUAUUCCCGCCAAAACAAUGAUUAUACCUUCCCUCUACUCUGUUCAUAUGGAUACAAAGUAUUUCUCCAAUCCAGAAAAAUUCGAUCCAGACAGAUUUCUGGAUGGACAUGGUAAUCUGUUAAAGAACGAAGCUCUUCUGCCAUUUUCAACAGGACCCCGUGUAUGCAUUGGCGAACCAUUGGCAAGAAUGGAGCUAUUUUUAGUGUUUGUUUACCUGAUCAAGAGAUUCAACUUUGCUAGAGAAGAUCCAAACAAGCCGCACACACUAGAAUCCAAACACUCACAGUCUACAAACGCUCCAUUACCGUAUAAGUUACGAGCUACCAAAAGAAACUGACAAUUCUAAUCAAAUGAUGUCUAUAAGGAAAGUAUAUCUUCAUACGGAAGUGUUUACCAAGUAAAAACUGCUGAACUACAAAUAUUCAAUCACGAUUAUUUACCUACAUAUGUUAUCAACGAUUUAUUAAUGCUUAAGGGUUGUUAAACGAGAAAUAAAUUCAAUGCAGACCAAUUAUGCUUUUUUCGACAUAAGAAGGAAACAAAAAUUGACUAUGUUAAUAAUGUUUUUGUGUGCUAUAAAAACAUAUAUAUUAUAUAUUGUCAAUUCAAGCAUAAUAUGAUUGUAUUUUGAGUUAUGGUUAUUUCUAAAAAUCUGUAGCUAAAACCGAUUUAUUUAAUAGACAUUUGUAGCCCUUUAUUUAUUCAUGUUUAUUGUUUGUGUAAAGCGUCAUUGCUGUGCAAUGGAAAUUGUAAAUACAGAUUUACAUUACCCUCAAAAUCAACUCACAAAAAGCGUCACAUUUGCUUAGUUGCUUCAAUUAACUCUAAGCCUGCUGGCGAUUACAGAAUCUAACCAUGCGACAAAUGUAUCCAUGCCGUCUAAACUAUACUCCAUCAAAACAAACAACUUAUUGCAUGACCAGAC